GCUGAGGUCAUCUACGGGCCUGGAAGAUAUCUGCUUCUCCUACGCAACAUCUGGACGAGAAGCGCCACUGAAAGUGUCCCACAGGUUCUGCGAAAGGCAAAAUUCGACUUCGUAGACAGUCUACAACACCCACACUUUUAUGCCACUGAUAACAACAUACAAAGUGGACAAUUUGGCCGCCUGAAAAGCAACACACUAAUGUCAUGUCAGAGGAAGGUGACUGCCAACACAGCAUCGACGCCGGAGGAACGCCGUCACGUCCAAACUCCUCACUCCAACCCGACCCAACUUGUCCCAAUCCUCGCCACCCAUUCUGCAGUAUAGAUGUGGGGAUGGCUAGUAUGAUAUGUCAAUCAAUAUCCAGAUUGACCCUGAGGAUAUAGAUGUCAGGAUUGACUACUGGAAUUCGCGCAUCAGACAAGAGAUUGUUGAGAAUGUGGCGCGGACAUUUGUCCAAGCAUUUUUGAGUAUCAUUGAUACAGAUGAUUGGAAUGCUCGGAGAUCAUUGCAUGCACGACAUUUGUGGGCUACGGUUCUCAAUAUUGACCCCAUGCGUGUCGGCAUCCACGAUCACUUCUUCUACCAGGGAGGUGACUCGUUUACUGCGAUGCGGCUUGUAUCGGCUGCAAAUAGUUCUGGCUUUCCAGUCACUGUUGCGGAUGUCUUCCGUUACCCGAAAUUGGAGGAAAUGGCAGCAUAUUUGGAUGAACAAACUGCUUUGCAUCAGGAAGCAAAUGAAAUCCCCAGAUUUUGGUUGUGGAAACAAGGAACUGAUACCGAUCUUUAAUGUGACAAACCCCAAUUACAACGUGUUGCAGACUUAUGUAAAACAUCUAUUGAGGAUAUUGAGGAUGUUUAUCCCU
Messenger RNA from Aspergillus ochraceoroseus IBT 24754, 863 nucleotides. RefSeq lists its product as uncharacterized. Gene Ontology annotation, molecular function: phosphopantetheine binding. The record is from RefSeq and is a predicted model, not a curated record. The transcript has 3 exons. Lineage: Eukaryota; Fungi; Ascomycota; Eurotiomycetes; Eurotiales; Aspergillaceae. Gene Ontology annotation, cellular component: cytoplasm. Bases 347 to 787 code for a protein of 146 amino acids. Gene Ontology annotation, biological process: amino acid activation for nonribosomal peptide biosynthetic process; secondary metabolite biosynthetic process.